AUGUCAGGACCACCACCAGCGAUUGCUCCUCCAACAGCGCCUGCUGAAGCAAAGAAGGCUACCUUGUCAGGAUACGUCGGAAGAGGAGGAUUGGGCAAAUCUACUCUGGUCAAUACGCUACUUGCAUCGCAUCUACUGGAUUCAAAGGCUUCCAAGAAGGCUUCCGACCCGCCACGAAAGACUACUGAAAUCCAAAACAUCAGUCAUGUACUCGAAGAGAAUGGUGUCAAACUCAAAGUGACCAUCACUGAUACUCCUGGAUAUGGCGACCAAGUGAAUAACGAGAACUGUUGGGAACCCAUUGUAAAGUUCAUCAAGGAUCAAUACGCCACGUAUCUACGACGAGAACUGACUCCCAACCGUGAAAAACGAAUCCCCGACACCCGUGUCCAUGUCGUCCUCUUCUUUAUUGAGCCAACUGGUCUAGGGUUGAAGGCUUUAGACGUGACCGUCCUACAAAAGCUAUCUGAAAUCGCAAACGUCGUACCAGUCAUUGCCAAAUCAGAUUCACUGACACUCGAAGAACGAUCUGCAUUCAAGAAACGUAUUCGUCAAGAGAUUGAAUUCCAUGGUAUUCGUUGUUAUCCACUCCCUGAUGCCGAUGACGAGCCUGUCUUGACGGAUCAGGACAAGGCAGAAAGGGCACAGGCACAGCAGAUGAGAGACAUGAUUCCCUUUUCUGUUGUUGGGUCGGAGAGAAAUAUCGUGGUAGAUGGUAAAGCUGUGCGAGGAAGGAGAACCAAAUGGGGAAUGAUCAAUGUUGAAGACCAAAGUCACUGUGAAUUCGUACCAUUGAGAGCAUUCUUACUACGAACACACUUGCAAGAUUUGAUUGAGACCACAGGGCUGUUACACUACGAAGCAUUCCGUACUAGACAACUAUUGGCCUUGAAGGAAUCAAGCGCUCCAUCCAAGGUCCCUGGAGAUGUAUCUCGUGAUCCUAGUGUCCGCAACAUGUAG
Molecule: messenger RNA, 960 nt
Organism: Synchytrium microbalum
Lineage: Eukaryota; Fungi; Chytridiomycota; Chytridiomycetes; Synchytriales; Synchytriaceae
Exons: 7
Coding region: 1-960 (319 amino acids)
Biological process (GO): cytoskeleton-dependent cytokinesis
Cellular component (GO): septin complex; microtubule cytoskeleton; septin ring
Molecular function (GO): molecular adaptor activity; GTP binding; GTPase activity
Source: RefSeq, a predicted model, not a curated record